AGCGACGCCGGGGGGCGGGGCUCGGGGCCGGUGGCGGCGAGCGCGGCCGGACGCGGCGGGACGCCGGGGGCCGGGGCCGGGGCCGAGCGGCGGGCGCCGGCGCCAUGGAGGAGGACGACGGCUACGUGCCCAGUGACCUGACCCCAGAGGAGCGGCAGGAGCUGGAGAACAUCCGGCGGCGGAAGCAGGAGCUGCUCGCCGACAUCCAGAGGCUGAAGGAUGAGAUUGCAGAAGUAGCCCAUGAAAUUGAGAACUUGGGGUCCACGGAAGAGAGGAAAAACAUGCAGAGGAACAAGCAGGUCGCCAUGGGCAGGAAGAAGUUCAACAUGGACCCGAAGAAGGGGAUCCAGUUCCUGAUCGAGAAUGACCUGCUGAAGAGCACCUGUGAGGACAUCGCCCAGUUCCUCUACAAGGGGGAGGGGCUCAACAAGACGGCCAUUGGCGACUACCUGGGGGAGAGAGACGCCUUCAACAUCCAGGUGCUCCACGCCUUCGUGGAACUGCACGAGUUCACAGACCUGAACCUCGUCCAGGCGCUGCGGCAGUUCCUGUGGAGCUUCCGGCUGCCAGGGGAGGCGCAGAAGAUCGACCGCAUGAUGGAGGCCUUCGCCCAGCGCUACUGCCUGUGCAACCCCGGGGUCUUCCAGUCCACGGAUACCUGCUAUGUGCUCUCCUUCGCCAUCAUCAUGCUCAACACGAGUCUGCACAACCCCAACGUAAAGGACAAGCCCACAGCUGAGAGGUUCAUCGCCAUGAACCGCGGCAUCAAUGAUGGUGGCGACCUGCCUGAGGAGCUGCUCCGGAACCUGUAUGAGAGCAUCCGGAACGAGCCCUUCAAGAUCCCCGAGGACGACGGCAACGACCUGACGCACACUUUCUUCAACCCCGACCGCGAGGGCUGGCUGCUGAAGCUGGGCGGCCGGGUGAAGACCUGGAGGCGGCGCUGGUUCAUCCUCACUGACAGCUGCCUCUACUACUUCGAGUACACCACGGACAAGGAGCCGCGCGGGAUCAUCCCCCUGGAGAACCUGAGCAUCCGUGAGGUGGAUGACUCCAAGAAGCCGAACUGUUUCGAGCUCUACAUCCCCGACAGCAAAGACCAGGUCAUCAAGGCCUGCAAGACGGAGGCCGACGGGCGGGUGGUGGAGGGCAACCACACGGUCUACCGCAUCUCGGCCCCCACCCCCGAGGAGAAGGAUGAGUGGAUGAAGUGUGUCAAGGCCGCCAUCAGCCGCGAUCCUUUCUACGAGAUGCUGGCAGCACGGAAGAAGAAGGUCUCAUCCACCAAGAGGCACUGAGCGGCCGCCCCGCG
Sorex fumeus (smoky shrew) is the source of this 1312-nucleotide messenger RNA. RefSeq names its product cytohesin 1 (gene CYTH1). Lineage: Eukaryota; Metazoa; Chordata; Mammalia; Eulipotyphla; Soricidae. Gene Ontology annotation, molecular function: guanyl-nucleotide exchange factor activity. The coding region runs from base 105 to 1298 and encodes 397 amino acids. The transcript is spliced from 14 exons. The record is from RefSeq and is a predicted model, not a curated record. Gene Ontology annotation, biological process: regulation of ARF protein signal transduction.